UUCUUGAAGUCACAUGACCGGUUUAAAGUGGGAGUGUAAAGAUGGUGGCCGCUGUUAGUCAGCGCUCAGACCUGGAUCUUUGGAGAACUUUCUGUUUUUUAUGUCCAAUGUUUCAUUGGAGAAACGUCCGUCAGUUAAUAUGUCUGUUUGCUGCCGUGUGUAUCUUGACGAGCCGCUCGCUGGCGGACGAACAGGACUUUCAGGAGGAGUUUCUGAAGCGGGAAUAUUCUCUGGCGAAGCCGUACCGAGGGCUGGGCUUCAGCAGUUCUUCACAGUGGGACCUGAUGGGCACUGCCAUGGUUACACCUGACCACGUGAGGCUGACCCCAGACCUGCAGAGCAGACAGGGAGCGGUCUGGAGUCGAAUUCCUUUUUUCUUACGGGAUUGGGAACUCAAAGUGCACUUUAAAAUCCACGGCCAGGCAAAGAAGAAUCUGAACGGGGAUGGACUGGCUAUUUGGUUAACCAAGGAUCGCAUGCAGAAUGGUCCCGUGUUUGGAAACAUGAACCACUUCACUGGACUUGGAAUAUUCGUGGACACUUAUCCUAAUGCAGACAAACGCUACGAUAGGACACAGCCUGGAAGUCAGAGGGCUUUCCCAUACAUAUCCGUGAUGCUGGGGAACGGGACUCUGUCAUAUGACCAUGAUUAUGACGGACGGCCCACUGAGCUUGGAGGAUGUACAGCUAUGGCACGCAACGCAAUCUAUGACACGUUUGUCCUGGUCAGAUACUCCAAACACAGGCUCACGCUCAUGGUGGAUGUAGACGGUAAACAGGAAUGGAAGGACUGCGCUGACAUCACAGGAGUGCGUCUACCCACAGGCUACUUCUUUGGUGCCUCCUCUGCCACUGGAGACCUGUCAGAUAACCAUGAUAUCAUCUCCAUGAAGUUGUAUGAGCUGACAGUACAGAGGGCUGCUGAGGAGGAGGAAGAGGAGGAGGUCACCAUCCCCAGUGUGGACAACACGGACCAGUUCCAAGUGGAAGUCGAGGAGGAAGGGAUGAGUGGAGUCCAGUUCUUCUUCACCGUUCUCUUCUCCAUCCUGGGCCUGGGUGUGCUGGCCGUAGUGGGGCUGAUGGUUUACUACAGGAAGGAAAGCAGACGUAAACGUUUCUAUUGAUCAGAGAACAACUGAUCUCCACGGGUUUUCAAAAUGUGUGUUUCUUAAUCGACAUACGGCACACGAAAGCAAAAACUGCCAUAGAUCUAUAGCUUUACUGAAACAUCCAAUCAAAUGAACUCAAUGAACAACUUCACAGGGCUGAAGCCCAGAGCCAAGAGAACAUGAACAGAUGAGAAGGUCAUGAACAUGUGAGCCAGCUGUCUGUGAAAUCUUUUUUUUUUUUUUUUUUUUUGGUUAAAUGUGCUCCUGUCAGCCGAGAGGACAGUGCAGUGGGUUGCAUGUUCACCCAUAAGAGCAGAGGAGUCAAUCACAGAUGCUGGAUGUAGUUCACUGACACAGUUUGAUGUGCAGUUACCUCUGACUGUCACUUGGUGCUGCCAGCGCGCAGCUUUAAUCUGACUCUUAUCUGCUGUGAAGACCAAUCAACCUGUGGAUCCUUGUAGACGUCCUGCAGCACUGAAUAAGACUACAUGUAUUGAGCUCCCAUGCAGUUGAGAGCGCCUUAUAAGCCAAGCAGAGCACAUACAGUGGGUUCAUAUUGGCUGAAUGUAAAUGUAUGAUGGAUGAUACAUUGCACUCUAUGUUGUGUGUUACAGGAAAGGUUCUCAGUUAGCAGUGCUGGUUGAGGUGCUUAGCUAGGAUCAAUAAAGACACGCUCUCACCUUCGGUCCUCUCUGCAGGUGUGAGCUGUCUUUCAUUUUGUUCUCUUUGACCUCACAAGUUCUUUGGCUUAAUUUCUUCUCUGUGGUUAUUAACAGUUCUCAGUUCUAAUAAGUACGUUUUAGUUUUAUCCACAAUCUGUUUGUCAUCAGUUAGAGUUUUCAUGCUAAUAAAGUUUAACAUUUUCUGUGGCACUGAAUUUCAUCAGACGCCCCAUCAUAGAUAGUUUGCUCUGGUAUGCACUGUGAAAUUAGAUAGCUGUACAGUCAUUUCAGAGCAUGUGAACAUGAAUACUGUUCAGCUGUUUAACCUGGAAUAUAACUGCUGCCUUCAUACAAGCUAGUGCCUCCCCCCUCCCCUCCCUGUGUCAUGGCUGCUGGACACAAUCCACUGUCUUUCUGGCCACCAGUCUGGUGGCCAGUGCGUCUCACUCGUGGCCCCUUUGUCCCCUCCACUGUUUUUUUUUUUUUUUUUUUUUUUUUUUUUGCCAAAGUACCACUUUUGAAUUUCUAUAAAUGUAUAUAAUUAAUGUCUGCUGACAUUUAUUUAAUAUCGAACAUCCCACAUUUUAACAUGUUCUGUCAUUGUGUUACAGUCUGUAGAUCCUGGUCCAACAGAAACCUUUUCUUUCUGUCCAUUUAACCCCCCAAAACAUAUUUGAGACCCAUUCUGAUUUUAGAGGGGAAAACUCACUGAUUACUGGUAUGGUAGCUGAUGUGGUUCAUUUUUAAGCAGAUAGGCCUAUACAAAGUUGUUGGAAGGCUGCGUUCCUAAAUUUAAGCUAAAUGUAACUUUAUAGAAUAUUUCAAUGAAAUGUUCUAUAACAUAUUACAUAGUUCUAGUUGACACUGAGAGCUGCUUCUUCUCUCGUACUUGUUAUGUUGCCACAGCAGCAUAUACCAAUAUAGUUUUUCUUGUUUACCCAAAACAAGCAGUUUUAAUGUCUGUUUACACUGAUACCAAUGUCAGCAAUAAGCCAAUAAUAUCAACUAAUAUGUUGGUAGGGCUCUGAAAUGCCACUACUACUUCUAAAUCCACUUGAUUAAAGAAAUUACAUGUAAUUGUUAGUAGUGGAAGUAAUGGUGGAGAGGGAAAGUGGGUGGAGUGAAGAACACUGGAGAUGUUGGGUCGGGUGUGUUUUUCUGAAGCGUUUCAUUCCAGUCAUUAGAAUGAGCAAAGAACAGUCACAAAGUGUCAAUUAUAUAAUACAGUAUAAUAUGUAACGUGUCAUAAAUGUGCUUAUGAAAUAUGGAAAAUGAUUCAAACAAAGAACUCUGAACAACAUUGGAAAUGUAUCUGCUUAAGAAGCUUAAAGCUGGCUCGAAGACGCUUCAGCUGCAGUCCUUGGACACAAUGGUUUAUAAGUACAGGUGUAGCUAAUAACACUGUAGAUGUCUGUAAACCGUGAUGGUGUGAAGAAAAAGCCAGAGUGCACAGUGCCAGGACCCUGAACCUAAAGUACCUAAAUGGAAUUUAGCCAUCAUUCAUUUUUAUUAUUUACACCUGUGACACCUCCAACAGUGGCGUCACAAUGUCAUUUCUGCAAAAGCUCCAUCUAAAAUGGAGGCCUGUAGUCUCUGAAUGUAAACUGCUCCUUCUUUACAGUUUAGGUUUUGUUUCAUUGAGUUGUUUGUAGCAGUGUUAACUACCAGGGAGAUUCUCAUUUAGUUGUAUUUUGGUUCUCAUAGCUGUUUUUCAAUCAAUAGUAAAACCACUCUUUGGUCUGACAUGCUUAGUCAUAAAGCUUUUAACAAAGUGUUUAGAAGUUUUACAGUGUUACAAUAUGUCCUCCUAAAUGGUUUAAUGUCAGUUAUCUUUUCUAAUUUUCUUUCUCACUGUGAGCCAUGAUUGGGACAAACAUCCCUCUAGUUAAUUAUUUAAAUAAAGUGUUCAGCUGAUUCAAUAAAGUGCCUUUUUUCUU
This is a messenger RNA of Larimichthys crocea (large yellow croaker), 3708 nucleotides long. RefSeq names its product VIP36-like protein. Gene Ontology annotation, cellular component: endoplasmic reticulum-Golgi intermediate compartment; Golgi membrane; endoplasmic reticulum membrane. Bases 42 to 1124 code for a protein of 360 amino acids. The transcript is spliced from 9 exons. Gene Ontology annotation, molecular function: D-mannose binding. Lineage: Eukaryota; Metazoa; Chordata; Actinopteri; Sciaenidae. The record is from RefSeq and is a predicted model, not a curated record. Gene Ontology annotation, biological process: endoplasmic reticulum to Golgi vesicle-mediated transport.